Messenger RNA from Linum trigynum, 2371 nucleotides. The record is from the annotation of a GenBank genome assembly. Lineage: Eukaryota; Viridiplantae; Streptophyta; Magnoliopsida; Malpighiales; Linaceae.
ACAAUCUCGAAGGAGAGGGCCACCAACUGAAUCCUCCACUGCUCCAAGGCUAAGUUGACGGAUGACCACUAUUGCAUCGCCCUCAAUGAUGUCAUGAGGCAAACUCCAAGAAGCUGCAAACAAGAUUGCAUCCCUGUUGCAAGGAGCUCUGUAGGGUAAGGGUCCGAAACCCCUUGAUGCUGAUAACUCGAGGCAAGCAGCACAUGACCGUCCGAGCCACGAACCACAAGGCCAGAAGAGCAACCAGAGGCUUGGACAACAACAUCAAAAUUGCUUCAGGAUGCAUUCCCAGGGCUGGCUUGAAGAGGCAGGCAAGCGAGGAUGAACAAAAGGGGCAGGCGGUAAGGAGGAGAGUACUUCACGGACUUGAGAGAACUGCGGGCAAGCAAACGGACAUGAGGUUGGGUAUUUUCAAAUACCACUUUAUUUCUUGAUUUCCAUAUUCUCCACAAGAGGUAAACGACUUGGAGAAUAUGGGUUUGGGACUGCUCUGAUAGCAUAACUUGACGCCACCACGUACUAAAAUUCAUUGUUGGGGCCGAAACGAGUAUCUCACUUAAUCCCACAAAGUACCAUAACAUAUUGGCAAAGGGGGCAAUGAAAGAACAAAUGUUCUAUACUCUCUCGACUCCUCUAGCAAAUACGACAUUGCCUUAGCCAAUUAAACCCACCAGAUUUGAGCGUAGUAGUCAGUAGUACCACUCUAAGGCACUUCUAGUGGCAAAUGAUAACACGUUUUGACUGAAUACUUGCCAUUUUUGAUAAAAAUGCCAUUAUGACUGCGAUGUCCGUGGAAGGGCCAUUUUUCAAAUUAUAACCACAAAGUAGGGAUCAAAACAGUAAUGUAACCUUACCUUCCUUAAUGAAAAACGAGACCAUUUUUUAUAAUGUAAUAUCAACAAUAAUAAUCAUGAACCGUUAAAGGUAAUUAGGGUGAUCUAGAGUGAUUAAAAGACCAAUAAUUGCAAGUUGAUCCAUCCGCCCCGUUGAAGGAACGUUAACUCCAUUAAAUUGGGAAUUUGGGAUUUAAUAGGAAUUCAAAUAUGGGAUCCCAUAACCGAUAACGGAAAAAGAAUCACUUCAAAAACCGAAGCCUUUAAUGCGAAAUAAAUUCGCUAGAGUUCCCAACGAUGGAACUUUUCGGCGAAACAACCACCGUAUACGGCCGCAGACCGUCACAAUUGGAGAGCCUGCGAGGCGGCAUGAAGAGUGAAAACGGGGAAAGACCUCCCGUAUAACGACCCCAUAUCAACAGAUUUAGAUAUGGAAGAGGAGCGACAUCGAUGCUUCUUUCCUUACAAAGUUUACUAUCGCCGACCCGGCGUCUCUAGCUCCACUGGAGCUGACUAACUUUUUAGGCGUCGCUAGCUUCACGUAAGUUCCUCUCUGGAAUUUAGCUAGGAGAUUUAUCUCUGGAAUUUAGCUCUAGAAUUUAGUUAGUUAAUAGAUAGUUGAGGAUAAAUAAGGUUAUUAUGUUAGUAUAAUUAAUAUUAAUAAUUGAUUAUUCUCUUUCUCUCUUCUCCCAUAACUUUCUCCAUAACCUUCUAUCUCCACUACAAUUAAAAUGAAAUUCAAAAUUAAUUUAAUUAGAUUUUAAUAUUUAAUAAAAUUCAAACUUAAUAUUUUUUCUCUUUUUAAAGUAUAAAUUAAUAAUUAAAAUUUUUCUCUCUCAUUUCGUGACAACUUGCAAUGUAGUAUUAACAUUUUGCAAUGACAUUAUCAACGUUUAUGAAAUAAAUCAUUAUUAUUAUACCUUAUCAUUAUUAACGAUUUCAAUAUAAGUAUCAAUUCUUUACAAUUAUAUUAUUAACAAUUUUGAAUCAAUCGUUACCGUUGUACAUUUUCAUCAUCAACGUUUAUGAAUGAAUCAUUGAUUACAACAUCUUUACUAAUGAUUCACAACAUUAUCAUUAUUGAUACUAUUAGUAAUGGGCUCUCAAAGACGUCCCACUCGUUUCGACAAACAAACAACGACUGAUAUCAUGAUACAUCAAACGUCGACAGUGUUCACUAUUAACAGUACAUGACAAAAUUGCAAAUAUUUUAGGUUAAUUGUUAAACGUUUUGAAACUAUUAGUAAUGAUAUACUUUCACAUUGUUAACGUUUUGAUGAGAGUUGCUUAACGUUUUUAACGUAAACGUGACGUUCUCACUCCAAAAAUUUCAUUGAAACUGAAAAUUAUAAAUGUUUUAGGUUGAUUUUAAUGAUUUUGAUACUAUUAGUUAUGAUAUACUUUAACAGCAUUUUAGUGGGAGUUGCUUAAGGUUUUUAACGUGAAAGUGAAAUUCUAAGUUGUAACAACUACGCGAUAUCAGGAUACAUUAACAAACAACAUAUGAUAUCAUGAUACAUUAAACAUAGAUAAUGUGA